UGGUAGGACUUUAUUAUUUUCAUUAUUCAAUGAAUUCUUUAAAUACCACUUAACUAAAAAUGAAUCAAUGGUGAAGCAUUCAUCACUGAACACGCGUAGUAUUUUUAAAUUUUUAGUGACAUUUGUUGGAAUUCAUUUUUAGUAGCUGGUAACCUUGGUACUUCGCGUCUUUCUUACAAGUGUUUCGUGAUUGACAAGACGUUGUGAGGACGUCAUGCCAUUUGAGCGCUACGUAGAACCGGGGCGCGUCGCCCUGGUGGCCGACGGAAAAUUGAAAGGCAAGUUGGUGAGCAUAGUCGAUGUCAUCGACCAAACACGAGCGCUCGUGGACGGCCCCGGAAGCGGCGUCCCGCGACAGCAAAUACGUCUGAACCAGUUGCACCUCACAAAGUUCCGCCUCUCGUACUCCUUCACAGCGCCCACGCGCGUGGUAAGGAAAGCGUGGUCGGACGCGAAACUAAAUGAAAAAUGGGCAGACAGCCAGUGGUCGAAGAACCUAGCGAACAAGGAAAAACGUGCGCAAAUGACAGACUUCGACAGGUUUAAGUUGACAUCCGCGCGCGUCAAGAGGAACCGCGCCAGAACAGCAGUGUUCAAGAGCAUGAAAGCCAAGGCGGCUCGCAGCGGCGCCUUCGGCAAGAAAAAGGUUCCCAAGACUCCAGCGAAGAAGGUCCGCACGAAAAAAGCGCCCGCCGCCAAACCAGCGAAGAAGUAAUUCUUGUUUUGUGUCUGAAUUAAAAGUGUAUUUAUAGGACAAAUCAAAAUAAAGAGUUACUUUUUAAGCUACA
Messenger RNA from Bicyclus anynana (squinting bush brown), 788 nucleotides. RefSeq names its product 60S ribosomal protein L14 (gene RpL14). Gene Ontology annotation, biological process: ribosomal large subunit biogenesis; translation. The record is from RefSeq and is a predicted model, not a curated record. Gene Ontology annotation, cellular component: ribosome; cytosolic large ribosomal subunit. Gene Ontology annotation, molecular function: structural constituent of ribosome; RNA binding. The transcript is spliced from 2 exons. Bases 215 to 715 code for a protein of 166 amino acids. Lineage: Eukaryota; Metazoa; Arthropoda; Insecta; Lepidoptera; Nymphalidae.